AUGGACCGAAGAUCACCGAGAUCCUCACCAAGCUCUUCACCGAGAUCCUCACCAAGUUCCUCACCGAGACCCUCACCGAGGAACUCACCGAGAUCGCAGACCGCCACAAGUAGCAGAGGAGCGCAAGUGCUGAGGUUCCUAAUGGUCUCCUUUGCCAUUGGUCUUCUGAUCGGGCAAACUGCAAAAUCCAAGCUCUCCUUUGUCAAGCAAAUCAAUGCCUUUAAAUUUGAUGGGACGGAUAACAUGCAAGACGCAAAGAGACAACGACUUCAAGAGGUGAAGGAAGCCUACGGCCCAAUUCGCGACAUUGCUCUCUUGGGAGAACGAAACAGUGGCACCACUUGGAUGACAGAUGAACUUCGCAAGUGCUUUGAAGCCUCUGGGAUCAAAGUUCGCUCUGGUCUCACCAAAGACAAGCAUUUCUUUCAAUAUGAUGAAGACUAUGAAGGUGAUCCUGCUUACUAUGCUCACCGGAAUGCUGCUGAAGCGAUCAAAAUGAAACGAAGCAGUACCCUGGUGGUGUCCGUCUUUCGCAAUCCUUAUGCCUGGGCUGCGGCUAUGCAAAGGCGGCCUCAUCAUUCUCCAAAUCAUCUUCGACUGCCCAUGCAAGAGUUCUUGACUAGGCCUUGGACUAUGGAACGCCCACAACGAGACUUGAUGUUUUCGAAGAUUGAAGGUCCAGUUUGUCAAUUGGGAUACGCUUUCAACGAGGUAAUUCCUUGUCUCAGAACCAAACAAGAUCAUGUCGAACGACAAGGGAACAAACCAAACUACUCUGCAAGAGAUCCUCAAUACGAACUUCAACAGGAUGGUUCUGGUAAGCCGUUCAAUUCCAUCUUGGAUCUGCGCGAAGCCAAAAUUGAAAACAUAAUGUCCAUUGAAUCAUGGGAUUGGGUAGCUUCCUUGGAAGUGCUCCGAUACGAGGACCUGUUGACGCAUGGGACGGAAUCGUUCUUGAAGUACGUGGAAGAAAUCACUGGAACAAAGAUGCAAUGCACACCAAGUCCUGCAGCUCCAGAACGAUUGUCAUCCUACACACUGGAGCCCAAGAUCAAGAACCUGAUUGACAAGACACUGGAUUGGGAUGUUGAAGGAAUGAUUGGGUACCACAAGUCGCAGCUGGCUUGA
Messenger RNA from Cylindrotheca closterium, 1128 nucleotides. The record is from the annotation of a GenBank genome assembly. NCBI's taxonomy places the organism in Eukaryota, Bacillariophyta, Bacillariophyceae, Bacillariales, Bacillariaceae.